AUGAGUUCCCGACAAAGGGGACACGAAAGGACGGGCAAGGAGAAGGAACCCUAUUUAAGGCACCGGGAAAUAGAGAGGAGCGCGGGACUGAACAUUGACUUGCAUGAUGGGGAUGAUGAUGAUGAUGAUGAUGAUGAUGAUGGCUCCGAAGGUGGAGUUGGGGUUUUGCACCACAAUUUGACCUCUGCAAGCAGUGCUCUUCAGGGCCUGCUGAGGAAACUGGGUGCCGGUCUGGAUGAUUUGCUCCCGAGCGCUGCCAUAGGUUCAGCUUCGUCUUCCCACCAAAGCGGACGGCUGAAAAAGAUUUUGUCCGGUUUGAGGGCUGAUGGAGAGGAAGGGAAGCAAGUGGAGGCACUUACGCAGCUUUGUGAUAUGCUGUCGAUAGGGACAGAGGAUUCUCUGAGUACUUUCUCGGUGGAUUCAUUUGUUCCUGUUCUUGUGGGAUUGAUUAAUCACGAGAGUAAUCCAGAUAUCAUGCUUUUGGCUGCGAGGGCACUCACGCACCUGGUCGAUGUGUUGCCCUCAUCGUGUGCUGUGGUGGUGCAUUAUGGUGCUGUCUCUUGCUUUGUUGCUAGGUUGCUGACUAUAGAGUACAUGGACUUGGCUGAACAGCAGUCUCUGCAAGCCCUGAAGAAGAUAUCUCAUGAACACCCGACUGUGUGCUUGAGGGCUGGUGCUCUUAUGGCUGUACUUUCUUAUCUAGACUUCUUCUCAACUGGUGUCCAGAGAGUGGCCUUGGCAACUGCUGCAAAUAUGUGUAAGAAACUGUCUUCAGAUGCUGCUGAUUUUGUUAUGGAAGCUGUUCCUUUGUUGACAAAUCUCCUGCAGUAUCCUGAUGCCAAGGUUUUGGAAUCUGCGUCGAUUUGCUUGACGCGGAUUGCUGAGGCGUUUGCUUCAUCACCUGAGAAACUCGAUGAACUUUGCAACCUUGGCCUUGUUGCACAAGCUGCUGCUCUUAUUUCUUCGUCUAAUGCUGGAGGGGGUCAGGCUUCCCUUAGCACUACGACUUACACGGGUUUGAUUCGUCUUCUUUCCACAUGUGCAAGUGGUUCUCCUUUAGGAGCGAAGUCCUUACUUCUAUUAGGUAUCAGUGGGACUCUGAGAGAAAUCUUGCAAGGGUCCGGCCUUGUGUCAAGCAUGUCUGUUUCACCUGCUUUGAGUAGACCUCCAGAGCAGGUCUUUGAGAUUGUGAACCUGGCAAGUGAGCUUCUUCCACCACUUCCGCAAGGAAUAAUAUCACUUCCAGUCAGCAGCAGUUUGUUCAUGAAAGGAUCACUUUGUAAAAGGAGUAAUGCAGGCAGCUCUAGCAAGCAGGAAGAUUCAAAUGGGAACAUGCAAGAGGUUUUAGCGCGUGAGAAACUAUUGAACGAUCAGCCUGAACUUCUACACCAAUUUGGAAUGGAUCUUUUCCCUGUUCUGGUCCAAAUCUAUGGAUCCAGCGUGAAUGGUCCUGUACGCCACAAAUGUCUAUCAGUUAUAGGAAAGCUCAUGUACUUCAGCUCGUCAGAAAUGAUUCAAUAUUUGAUAAAUGUCACAAACGUCUCAAGUUUCUUAGCUGGUGUUUUAGCUUGGAAAGAUCCCCAAGUUCUGGUGCCCGCUCUUCAAAUAGCUGAAAUUUUGAUGGAAAAGCUUCCUGAUACUUUCUCUAAGAUGUUUGUAAGGGAAGGUGUCAUUCAUGCUGUGGAUACAUUGAUACUCACUGGAUCUACUAGCAGUUCACAACAAUCUCCAGUUCAUAAAGAUAACGAUUGUAUUCCAGGGUCAUCACGGUCCAGAAGGAAUCGUAGACGAGGCAGUAAUACUGGUUGUGAUACAAAUACAGACGUCAAAAGCUCAAUUCCAAGUAUUGGUUCAAAGCAGCCGAAUACAGUCGAAAUACCAACAGUCGUCAAUUCUAGCCUCCGUGUCACAGUCAGCGCUUAUGCAAAAACAUUCAAGGAAAAAUAUUUCCCUUCAGGUCUGGAGGGUAGCGAGAGUGGGGCCACGGACGAUCUCCUACACCUAAAGAAUCUUUGCACGAAGCUCAAUGGUGGAAUAAACGAGCAAAAAAAUAAACUGAAGGGAAAAUCAAAAUUAACUGGUCCCCGGCUUGGCGACAUUUGUUCUAGUAAAGAGGAGAAUUUGGUUGAGGUGAUAAUCGAUAUGCUGCGGGAACUCAGCCGAGAGGACGGGGUCUCGACUUUUGAGUUCAUCGGCAGUGGAGCUGUUGACUCUCUGCUUAAUUACUUCACCUGCGGCUAUUUCUCCGAGGAGAGAAUAUCUGAAUCGGACCUGCCCAAACUCAGACAACAGGCUAUUAGGAGGUUCCGAUCUUUUGUUUCUGUUGCUCUUCCCUUGAGCAUUGAAGAAGGCUCUUUAAUUCCCAUGAGUGUUUUGGUUCAGAAGCUUCAGAAUGCUCUGUCCUCUCUAGAGCGCUUUCCUGUCGUGCUUAGCCACGCAUCACGGCCGUCUAGCGCCAACGCUCGCCUUUCUUCUGGCCUGAGUGCCCUUUCUCAGCCAUUUAAGCUGCGCCUUUGCCGGGCACAGGGACAGAAAUCCCUCCGUGACUACUCAUCGAAUGUCGUGUUGAUUGAUCCGCUGGCGAGUUUAGCCGCUGUUGAGGACUUCCUUUGGCCAAGGGUUCAACGGGGAGAGUCUUGUCAGACUCCGGCGGGGACAACAGGUACAGGGACUGGUGAGGGUUCGCCAUCUGGCUCAACUCCGGCUUCUGCUGCCAGGCGUCACUCGACUCGAUCAAGAUCUUCGUUUAAUAUAGGUGAUGCUGGGAAGAAAGAUUUGUCGCUGGAGAAAUGUUUGAGCUCAUCCAAGGCCAAGGGGAAAGCGGUUCUGAAGCCUAAUCAGGAAGAGAGCAGGGGGCCCCAGACCCGAAAUGCUACUCGUAGAAGAGCAGCAGUGGAGAAAGACAAUGUGAUGAAGUCGGUGGAGGGGGACACCAGCUCUGAGGAUGAUGAAUUGGAUGUUUCACCUGUGGAAAUUGAUGAUGCUUUGGUGAUUGAAGAUGAUGAUAUAUCUGAUGAGGACGAUGAUGAUGAAAAUGAUGACGUCCUAGGAGAUGACAAUCUUCCCGUGUGCAUGCCGGACAGAGUGCAUGAUGUUAAGUUAGGCGAUUCUGUAGAAGACAGUCCAGUCCCUAAAUCAAGCGAUGGACAUAUCAAUGCUACGUGUAGUUCCAGCAGCAGAGCUUCUACUGGUGGUAGUUUGUUCGGUUCAAGAGGAGCAAUGUCCUUCGCUGCUGCUGCCAUGGCUGGACUCGCAUCUGGAAAUAGUAAAGGUCUGAAGGGAAUCCGGGACAGGCGUGGCCAUCUCUUAUUCGGCUCAAAAGGUUCUCCGAAGCUAAUAUUCACCGCAGGUGGAAGGCAGCUUAAUCGAAACUUGAGCAUUUAUCAGGCUAUUCAAAGGCAGCUCGUUUCAGAUGAAGAUGAUGAAGAUAGGUUUGUUGCCGGCAGUGAUCUUGUAUCUAGUGAUGGCAGCAGGCUCUGGACUGAUAUUUACACCAUUACGUAUCAAAAGGCCGAUGGUCAAACCGAGGGGUCCACGAUUCCUUCUAAGUCAACGAAAGCCAGCUCAUCGACCCAUCACAAUCUCUCUAUGUUGGAUAGCAUUCUUCAAGGCGAGCUCCCUUGUGAUAUGGAAAAAAGUAACCCAACCUAUAAUAUACUAGCACUUUUGCGCGUAUUGGAUGGGUUAAAUCAGCUCUCCCCACGUUUACGGUCUCAGCAGAUGAUCGACAUGUUUUCUGAGGGGAAAGUGUCGAGUCUCGAUGACUGUCUCGGCUUGACCGGAAUUAAAGUCCCGCCGGAGGAUUUUAUCAAUGGGAAGCUUACUCCGAAGCUGGCUCGUCAAAUUCAGGAUGCUCUGGCGCUUUGCAGCGGGUCUCUCCCGUCUUGGUGCUACCAGCUGACGAAAGCCUGCCCGUUUUUGUUUCCUUUCGAAACUCGCCGCCAAUACUUUUAUUCCACGGCGUUCGGAUUGUCCCGUGCAUUGUAUCGGCUCCAGCAGCAGCAGCAAGGUUCAGAUGGUCAUAGUUCGUUUAGUAGUGAACGGGAAGUUCGGGUCGGGAGAUUACAGAGACAGAAGGUCCGAGUUUCGAGGAAUCGAAUAUUGGAUUCUGCUUCGAAAGUUAUGGAGAUGUAUUCGAGUCAAAAGGCUGUUCUUGAAGUCGAGUAUUUUGGUGAGGUGGGUACUGGAUUGGGGCCCACUCUCGAGUUCUACACUCUUUUGAGUCAUGAGCUUCAGAAAGAUGGAUUGGGAAUGUGGAGAUCAUCGGGUUCUUCUUCUGGUGGACCCUUGUUAGGCAAUAAAGGUAAUAUUAUUCAUGCGCCUCUAGGUUUGUUCCCUCGUCCUUGGCAGCCCAAUGCUGAUACUUCAGAUGGCAGCAAGUUUUGUAAGGUGAUCGAAUAUUACCGUUUGCUUGGUCGAGUUAUGGCAAAGGCUCUCCAGGAUGGUAGGCUCUUGGAUUUGCCACUUUCAGUUGCCUUUUAUAAGCUUGUUCUCGGUCAAGAGCUGGAUUUGCAUGAUAUUGUUACGUUUGACGUGGAACUAGGGACUACUUUGCAAGAAUUGCAAGCGCUUGUGUUGCGAAAAAAGUAUUUAGAAUCAAUGGGAAGUUUUGACAUGGGAGAGUUGUGUUUUCGCGGAGUGUCGAUUGAAGAUCUUUGUUUGGAUUUCUCCCUCCCGGGCUACCCUGAGUAUAUUUUGAAAUUGGGCAGUGAGAAUGUGGAUAUAAAUAGUUUGGGGGAUUAUGUUACCCUUGUGGUAGAUGCUACCGUAGGGACCGGAAUCUUGCGACAAAUCGAAUCAUUUAAAUCUGGAUUUAACCAGGUGUUUGACAUUGCAAGUCUACAAAUAUUUUCACCUAAUGAGUUGGAUUAUCUGCUGGGUGGCCGUCGAGAGUUAUGGAAGGCGGAGUCCCUGGCAGAUCACAUUAAAUUCGAUCAUGGAUAUACUUCCAAGAGCCCUGCUAUUGUCAAUCUUCUUGAGAUUAUGGGUGAGUUCACUCCCGAGCAGCAACGUGCAUUCUGUCAAUUUGUGACCGGUGCUCCUCGGCUUCCACCGGGUGGUUUGGCCUUGCUCAAUCCCAAGUUGACUAUUGUUAGAAAGCUUUCUGCAAACACAACAAGCACAGCAAGUAACGGUACGGGUCCAUCUGAAUCUGCUGACGAUGAUUUGCCUAGUGUGAUGACAUGUGCCAAUUAUUUGAAGCUUCCACCAUAUUCAUCUAAGGAAAUUAUGUACAAGAAACUGCUUUACGCCAUUAGCGAAGGACAAGGAUCUUUUGAUUUGUCUUGA
Messenger RNA from Striga hermonthica, 5289 nucleotides. NCBI's taxonomy places the organism in Eukaryota, Viridiplantae, Streptophyta, Magnoliopsida, Lamiales, Orobanchaceae. The record is from the annotation of a GenBank genome assembly.